AUGGAGGUUGAUAAAGUCCUUGCUAAGUAUACAGAAGAAUUGGAGUGCGUCGACAUCGAUGAAAUUCUCGAUGGGCUGUGGAAUGAAGGGAUCCUGAAGGGAUUCGAGCGCACCGAGAGGAAGAAGGAGCGCAAGUUUCUCUUCGAUUACAAGGACGUUCUUAUGGACGGCGCCUCUCCUCUGUUGCGGAAGGGUCGCAAGAACUCUACGGAGGCCUUCUCCUUGCCUCUCGAACGCCUAUUUUACCUUCGUCCAUUGCUCGAAAACGGGAAGGAAUUAGAUGUUGGGAUUGGAAAAAGCAGAGAGAUAUCGAUUCGGAUCAAGCGCCUUACCGAGGAGGAAAUCCCAAAGGAGCAAGUGAAUCCUUUCAACCAUACGACGAAAACCCCGACGAUCGAAAGCGGCCGAAACGCGCAGGACGCGCCCGCCUCCAGCAGGGACGUGACCGACGACGCCGCUGUCAUCGGGAGCGACGCCCCUCCCGACUCGCAUCCCUCCCAGCCUCAGCACCUGGACAUCGCCUUCCAGAGAGCCGAACGCCAUUGGGGUCCCCCGGAUAUGAAGAGGACGAUCAAGAGUUUCGCGCAGAGUCCGCUUCACGCUCACGGCGACUGCUGCGGGGUCGUCGUGAUGAGCCACGGCGACCAAUCGGACAAGUCCUACGUCGUUUACUCCGUGGACCACGCGCCGCUCCAGGUGGAAUGGAUCAUCGGGAAUUUCAGCAACGAGGACGCGCCCGAGCUGCAGAACAAGCCGAAGCUUUUCUUCUUUCAGGCCUGCAGGGGGCAGGAACAGUUUCUGAAAUCCGAGAGUGGCAUGGAGACGGAUUCGUUCCAGGUAGACUGCCACUCGGCCUCUUUCCAGUCGGACAUCUUCGUGGCUAAUUCGUCCAUCCCCGAUUUUGUGAGCUACAGGAAUGUGGAUCGCGGAUCGUGGUUUAUUGAAUCGAUCUGCGAUGUCUUCGCUAAGAAUGCUCAUAACCUGGACCUCCAAAGCAUGAUGACUCUAGUUCAUGAACGACUGUCCAAGUACGAAGGGGAAAGGGGCGAGAAGCAAAGUGCCGAGUAUUGGGUAAGAGGGAACUUCAAGAAGCUCUACUUCAAUCCUGGAAUAGUGGCUGCGAAUCCAUGAUCUUCUGCAAUGAACAGAGAGCUUCAUUUUGGCACAUCUCAGCAUUUGUAUUGUUUCGCAUGCAAAGGCUUGAUCAGAAGGAUUUCCUGCACAUGUGCCACCUCCGACGAAUCAUCUGAGAAAUCUUGAAGAUUUUUCAAGAUAUCGAUGUCAUACAUACCCCUCGUACAUAAUGGACGAUUUCUGUUUAUUCAUCUCAGAAAUCUGAAAAACGAGUGUCUUCUUGGUAUUCUGGGA
Molecule: messenger RNA, 1368 nt
Organism: Darwinula stevensoni
Lineage: Eukaryota; Metazoa; Arthropoda; Ostracoda; Podocopida; Darwinulidae
Source: the annotation of a GenBank genome assembly